AUGGCUCCUUCAGUUGAACCGACUCCCGACUCGCCAUCACAGGCAGAUACCCCUAUGACAGACGCGAAUGCUGAGCCUGUCACGUCGGUGCCCGUGGAUAGCGCAGACGCGCCGAUGACGGGCUACCAGGACACUCCAGACUACACGGACUCGGAUACGAACCCAAAUACCACGGCGAGCAGUGUUGCAGGCGACGCAGCGCCUUUGGAUGGCCGGAGACGGAGGUCUGAAGCUUUCCACAUGAGAAAAAGUAUCUUGGGCAAGAAGCAUGGUCGUUUGGAUGAGUCGAAGGAAGAUGAUUCUAUCCGACGAUUUCGCUACCUCCUCGGUUUAACCGACUUAUUCCGUCAUUUCAUCGAAACCAACCCUAAUCCGCGGAUCAAGGAGAUCAUGGCCGAAAUCGACCGGCAGAAUGCUGAGGAGGAGGCAAAGGCCAAGAAGAAGGGCUCGUCGCGCUCAGGUGGUGCAGGUAGUGAAAGGCGUCGCAGAACAGAGCAAGAAGAAGACGCCGAGCUGUUGAAGGAUGAAAAGUCCGGCGGCGAAACCAACACUGUCUUUCGGGACUCCCCGCCGUUCAUCAAGGGAGAAAUGCGCGAUUACCAGAUUGCAGGAUUGAACUGGUUAGUUUCGCUGCACGAGAACGGUAUUUCAGGUAUCUUGGCGGAUGAAAUGGGCUUGGGCAAGACUUUGCAGACCAUUUCUUUCCUUGGCUACCUCCGACAUGUAUGCGAUAUCACCGGCCCGCACCUCAUCGCCGUCCCGAAAUCUACCCUCGAUAACUGGAAGCGGGAGUUUGGAAAGUGGACACCUGAGGUCAAUGUGCUUGUCCUCCAGGGUGACAAAGAACAGCGACACAAGCUGAUCAAUGAGGAGCUUCUCGAUGAGAACUUCGACGUUUGUAUCACUAGUUACGAGAUGAUUCUUCGAGAAAAGGCGCACCUUAAGAAGUUCGCUUGGGAGUACAUCAUCAUCGACGAGGCCCAUCGGAUCAAGAACGAGGAGUCUUCUCUGGCGCAAAUCAUCCGUGUUUUCCAUUCCAGGAACCGACUACUGAUUACCGGUACCCCACUUCAGAAUAACCUCCACGAGCUUUGGGCCCUCCUCAACUUCCUGUUGCCGGAUGUUUUCGGUGAUUCGGAGGCUUUCGACCAAUGGUUCUCCGGACAAGACUCCGAUCAGGAUACAGUCGUGCAACAACUCCAUCGCGUUCUGCGACCUUUCUUGCUUCGCCGUGUCAAGAGUGACGUCGAGAAGAGUUUGCUGCCUAAGAAAGAGGUCAAUCUUUACGUCCCCAUGUCGGAAAUGCAGGUCAAGUGGUAUCAGAAGAUCCUCGAAAAAGAUAUCGAUGCGGUCAAUGGCGCCGCCGGCAAGCGUGAAUCAAAGACCCGUUUGUUAAAUAUCGUCAUGCAACUUCGCAAAUGUUGCAACCAUCCCUACCUUUUUGAAGGUGCAGAGCCUGGCCCACCCUACACCACCGAUGAGCAUCUCAUCUACAAUGCUGGAAAGAUGACGAUCCUUGACAAAUUGCUGGCGCGUAUGCAGAAACAGGGAAGUCGCGUACUCAUCUUCUCCCAGAUGAGUCGUGUCCUUGAUAUUCUCGAAGACUACUGUGUUUUCCGCGAAUACAACUACUGCCGCAUCGAUGGUACAACGGCCCACGAGGACCGAAUUGCUGCUAUCGACGAGUACAAUAAGCCGGGAUCAGAGAAGUUCAUCUUCCUGCUCACAACAAGAGCCGGAGGUCUUGGUAUUAACCUGACGACGGCCGAUAUUGUCGUUCUCUUUGAUAGUGACUGGAAUCCUCAGGCUGAUUUGCAAGCAAUGGACCGUGCCCACCGUAUCGGACAGACGAAACAGGUUGUGGUGUUCAGGUUUGUUACAGAGAAUGCGAUCGAAGAAAAAGUCUUAGAACGUGCCGCACAGAAGUUGCGGCUCGACCAGCUUGUCAUUCAACAGGGACGCGCUCAGCAGCAGACCAAGAAUGCCGCGUCCAAGGAAGAAUUGCUGGGUAUGAUCCAGCACGGAGCUGCCAAUGUUUUCAACACUCAGGCCAACACCACCAUAUCUGCGGAACACCAGAUAUCCGAAGAUGAUAUCGACAACAUUCUGCGAAAGGGCGAGGAGCGGACUGCGCAAUUGAACAAGAAGUACGAAAAGCUUGGUAUCGACGACUUGCAAAAAUUCAGCUCCGAAAGUGCGUACGAAUGGAACGGCAAAGACUUCACAGAUCGCAAGAAGGACAUUGGUAUCAACUGGAUCAACCCGGCGAAGAGAGAGCGUAAGGAACAGUUUUAUUCUAUCGACAAAUACUAUCGCCAGGCUUUGGCAACUGGUGGUAGAACGGCUGAUCCCAAGCCCAAGGUUCCUCGGGCGCCAAAGCAGAUCACUGUCCAUGAUUGGCAGUUCUUCCCGCCUGGGCUUCAGGAGCUGCAGGAGAAGGAGACGGCCUACUUCCACAAGGAAAUCGGAUACAAGGUUCCUCUGCCUGAUGGUCCGGAAGAAGAGCUGAGCGAGCGCGAGGCCGAACGUGAUCUUGAACAACAGGAGAUUGACAAUGCAGUGCCACUAACGGAGGAUGAGCAGGCGGAGAAGGCGAAGAUGUCUGAAGAAGGCUUCUCCAACUGGAACCGCAGGGAUUUCCAACAGUUCGUGAACGGUUCGGCCAAAUUCGGCCGUACUGACUACGUUGGAAUCGCCACCGAGGUGGACAGCAAAGAGCCGGAAGAAAUCGAGGAGUACGCGCAAGUAUUCUGGGAGCGGUACACUGAAAUCCAAGAUUAUCCCAAGUACCUCCGUGUCAUCGAGCAGGGCGAGGAUAAAUUGCGGAAGAUGAACCACCAACGCAAAAUGUUGCGCAAGAAGAUGGAAAUGUACCGCGUACCACUCCAGCAAGUCAAGAUCAACUACACUGUGUCUACCACCAACAAGAAGGUCUAUACGGAAGAGGAGGAUCGGUUCUUGUUGGUAAUGUUGGACAAAUAUGGAGUCGAUGGCGAAGGUCUCUACGAGAAGAUCCGUGACGAAAUCCGCGAGUCUCCCCUCUUCCGGUUUGACUGGUUCUUCCUUAGUCGAACCCCAGUCGAGAUUGGACGUCGGUGCACCACCCUGCUGAACACCGUGGCAAAGGAAUUCGAAACCGAUGGAAAGGCAAACGGUGAGAGCGGCAAGGGCCGGGGACGUGACCGCGACGACGAUGAAGCCGAGGAGGAUGAGGGCCCACCUACCAAGAAGAAGACGAAGGGCGGUGCAGUUAAUAAGCAAGUUAAGGCCGUCAAGGGUGGCAGCAAGGCAACUUCUACCUCAACGUCGCGGGCAGCCAGUGUCUCUUCAAAUGCGGCACCCAAGUCGAGGAGUCGCAAGAAAUGA
Aspergillus tubingensis is the source of this 3366-nucleotide messenger RNA. Its product is annotated as putative SNF2 family helicase/ATPase. Gene Ontology annotation, cellular component: chromatin; nucleus. Lineage: Eukaryota; Fungi; Ascomycota; Eurotiomycetes; Eurotiales; Aspergillaceae. The transcript is spliced from 5 exons. The record is from RefSeq and is a predicted model, not a curated record. Gene Ontology annotation, molecular function: DNA binding; nucleosome binding; ATP-dependent chromatin remodeler activity. The coding region runs from base 1 to 3366 and encodes 1121 amino acids. Gene Ontology annotation, biological process: regulation of transcription by RNA polymerase II; nucleosome organization.